AUUGUACCCAUACAGAUACAGAUAAUACUACCGGACAUACAAGGACAUAGAUACAACACUUCACCUCCAAAACCUCAAAAACCAACCCCAGCAACAUUCUAGGGUUUACAAAUCAAAAACCCUCAAGAAAACGCUAAUCAACCAUGUCCGGUUUCCUGUCAACUGCACCAAACUUAGCCUUAUCUCCCUUCCCUAAACGAACCAGACCCACAAACCCACUCCUCUACCGAACCCACCACCUGGGUUUCCCUAACCAGAGCCCUUUCCUGCGUGGCACACUGGGCGUGGCCAGGUUCGGAUUCGGGCAGGUCCAAUUACCCGACCCGGAUGGCGCGGAGGGCCUGAUUAAGGACCUGUUUGGGAGGGCAGAAGGGUUUCUUUAUACGGUUGCCGAUGCCGCGGUUUCCUCAAAUUCGGAUGCGGUUACGGGUACCAAACAGAGUGGUGAUUGGUUAUCUGGGAUUACUUAUUACAUGGAGAGUGUUUUAAAGGUUUUGAAGGGUGGGUUAUCUGCUGUACAUUUUCCAUAUGCUUAUGGAUUUGCAAUCAUUCUCCUAACUGUAAUCGUUAAGGCUGCCACCUUUCCUUUAACAAAGAAACAGAUUGAAUCGACGAUGGCAAUGCGAUCACUACAACCUCAAAUAAAAGCUAUUCAGCAACGGUACGCUGGAGACCAGGAGAGGAUUCAGCUAGAAACUGCUCGCUUGUAUAAACUAGCUGGUGUCAAUCCAUUGGCAGGGUGCCUGCCAACUCUAGCCACCAUACCCGUCUGGAUUGGCCUUUAUAGAGCCCUUUCGAAUGUGGCUGAUGAGGGGCUCCUGAAUGAAGGCUUCUUCUGGAUACCCUCCUUGGCUGGUCCAACUACAAUUGCUGCUCGACAAAAUGGCAGUGCUAUCUCUUGGCUUUUUCCUUUUGUAGAUGGUCAUCCUCCGCUUGGAUGGUCUGAUACCUUUGCAUAUCUUGUCCUGCCUGUGCUGCUGGUUCUGUCACAAUACAUCUCUGUCCAAAUCAUGCAGUCAUCACAGGCUAAUGAUCCAAGCUUGAAGAGUUCUCAAGCCAUAACAAAAUUUCUGCCGUUACUGAUCGGUUAUUUUGCUCUUUCAGUUCCUUCGGGUCUAAGCCUGUAUUGGCUCACAAAUAACAUACUGAGCACCACACAACAGGUUUGGCUUCAAAAUUCGGGGGGUGUAAAAAAUACAGUGAGUAAACUUAGUGAUUCUGUCCUUAAAGAGGAGCCAUCACAAGUUCAGACGUCCAUUUUUGAAACCACCACAACCAAAAAGGAACCUCGAGCAGAGACGUUGGUUCCACAGGGCCCCCGUCCUGGCGAAAGAUUUAAGCAGAUAAAGGAGCAAGAAGAAAGGAGAAAACGGCAGAGAGAGGAAGAGAAGAGGAAAGCUGAAGAGGCAGCAGUUAAUGCCACUCAAACAAAUGGGGCAUAUGAGAAAGAAACUAAUUUACCUCGGACGGAAAGUGGAAAUGAAGCCGAGUCAAGUUUUUCUAGUAAUGGAAGCGGUGAUUCUCUGACGGGGAUUACCAAUUCAUCCAGCACUGGAAAUGGUGUUGUGAAUGGUGAUCUUUCUAUGUUGGACACAAAAGAAGCAGAAAGCAGCGAACAUUCUUCUAACUCCGAGGAUGGGAGAGGUGAUCAAAGUCUUAAUGGGAAUCCAGAGAAGGAAGAAGCUGUUGCUGCCAUGGGUAAAGCAGAUAACAAACUUUCUGGCGAAGAUAUGCUUCAGGACAGAAGUGAGUGAACGACGGAAACUGAAGCCGACUCGGCGAACCACAGUAUUGGUAUAUGAUAUUCAAGUGUCGGGGAGAUUUUCUGGUAUAUUUAACUCUCACACCAGUUAGUUAUAAGCGUACACAAGCAACUUGACACUGUCCCUUGCAACAGCAAAAACAUCGAAUCAACUUUGGAUGAUCAGCAAACGGUUCCAAUGGAGCGUUGUUUGUUUCCUUAGUGUGAUUGUAUGGCGAAUAAGGUGUAGAUUAUUUUGUAUCAUAGAUGGAUAUCGAGGUCGGUGAAGUUUUUGGAGAGAUUUCAUGUAAAUUUACCUCAGGCAUUCGCGUGAAGUAUUCUUCGCCCUUUUGAUAUUAGCUGCUGGUCAUUUUCUGGUUGACAUAAA
This is a messenger RNA of Rhododendron vialii, 2129 nucleotides long. Its product is annotated as ALBINO3-like protein 1, chloroplastic. The record is from RefSeq and is a predicted model, not a curated record. Gene Ontology annotation, molecular function: membrane insertase activity. Gene Ontology annotation, cellular component: chloroplast thylakoid membrane. NCBI's taxonomy places the organism in Eukaryota, Viridiplantae, Streptophyta, Magnoliopsida, Ericales, Ericaceae. The transcript has 11 exons. Gene Ontology annotation, biological process: protein insertion into membrane; thylakoid membrane organization; protein localization to chloroplast. The coding region runs from base 144 to 1754 and encodes 536 amino acids.